Messenger RNA from Diospyros lotus (date-plum), 12892 nucleotides. RefSeq lists its product as uncharacterized. Gene Ontology annotation, biological process: DNA replication, Okazaki fragment processing. The record is from RefSeq and is a predicted model, not a curated record. Gene Ontology annotation, molecular function: 5'-flap endonuclease activity; DNA binding. Lineage: Eukaryota; Viridiplantae; Streptophyta; Magnoliopsida; Ericales; Ebenaceae. Bases 122 to 1570 code for a protein of 482 amino acids. The transcript is spliced from 10 exons.
AGGAUGAUCCAGGAGAAACCCCCAAUCCAACUUCACAGUACUUCUAGGAACUAAAGAUUUUUGACAGCUUCACUUCGCUCCAAACAAAGUCCCAAAGCCAAAGCAAACCCUAGAAACUGAAAUGCUUAUCCAAUCCGCCAUUUCACCCGCUUCGCAACACUCCCCACUUGCGUCGCACGGUUCCAUUGCCGUUCCAAUCAUUCGAACGCCCAAGCACCCUGCUUCCUCCUCGCUCCUCCACGGUUAUGGAGCCACGCUGAAUCAGGAUCGCCUAAUACCAACACGCCCCAAGUUCAGGCGCCACAAAUCCUUGCUGCAGAUGCUAGGAAGGGAAACGAGAACUGGGACAACCUUGAUUCCAACAAACUUUGAGGCCUCAGGAACAAUUUUACAGUCAAGAGCUGCUGUCAUGGCCACUCAGGUUGGAAUCAGUCCUACCACAACCAUGCACACUGCCAAUACUGUCAGUGCUUCUCUUUCUCUCUAUCAAACAAGCACAACAAAGUCACGGAAAAUUAGGGCCUUUGUUGCUCGUUUGUCUUCUUCUUCCCCAUCUUCAUCUUCUUGUGGGUUCUUGGAUCAAACACUUGGUGGGCAAUUGGCGCAACGCAGCAAUGAAAGCUCUGUAAGUAAUAUAAAACUGCGUGAGAGCAAAUGGAAGAACAAGAGGAAGAGGGUGUUCUUCUUGGAUGUUAAUCCACUGUGUUACAAUGGAAGCACCCCCAGCUUACACUCCUUUUCUCAUUGGAUUUCCCUUUUCUUCUCUCAAGUCAGCCUCUCUGACCCUGUUAUUGCUGUUAUUGAUGGGGAAAGAGGUGGUGAUUACCGUAGGCAAAUAUUACCAUCAUAUAAGACACAUAGGAGAAAAUUCUCAAGAUAUUUAUUGGCUCAUAGAUUUUCCAAAGUUCCUGUUUGGAAGUCGCAUCAAAUUGUCAUUGACCUGCUCAAGAAAUUAAAUGUGCCGGUCAUAAAAGUUGAAGACCAUGAAGCAGAUGAUGUUGUGGCUACACUUGUUGACAAUGUUUUACGAAGAGGAUACAGAGUAGUUGUUGCCUCACCCGAUAAAGAUUUCAAGCAACUAAUCUGUGAGGAUGUACAAAUUGUCAUGCCCAUUCCUGAACUUAACCGCUGGUCUUUUUACACUCUAAAGCACUACAUGGCACAAUACAAUUCUGAUCCGACCUCUGAUUUGAGUCUAAGAUGCAUAAUAGGUGAUGAAGUUGAUGGAGUUCCUGGAAUUCAACAACUAGUUCCUGGUUUUGGUCAAAAGACUGCUCUCAAGCUCUUGAGAAAACAUGGCUCAUUGCAGAACUUACUAAAUGCAGCAGCAGUAAGAACUGUAGGCAGACAAUAUGUGCAAGAUGCUCUUACAAAGUACGCUGAUUACCUGCAAAGGAAUUAUGAAGUUCUUGCCUUAAGGAGGGAUGUGAAUGUUCAUCUCCAAGAGGAGUGGUUGUCUGAGAGAGAAACCUGCUCUGAUUCAGUUAUCUUAUCCAACUUCUUGUUGAAGUUGUCAGGAGAAACCCAGAGACUACAUCAUGUUAAUAGAUCCCAGUCUUCGAAUGGUUGAUCAGGUCAAAUGGUGUCAAGUUCUUGUUAAGGUUGAAUUGAAGCCAACCUCAUCCACAACAUACUUAAAUAUCUGGGAUUCAGUGCCCGAUUCUCCUAAGGUGGAAAAUGAUUUUCUUGAAGCUUUUGAGGAUCAUAUCCAAUAAUACACUGCCAUGUUCCCUGGAACAAAUCUUGUUUUGGGGGAAUUUGCAAAAAAUGAGAAGCAAACUGCUUGUGGAACAUCAUGGUUCAUGCAGAUCCCUAAGUGCUUCAUCUCUUUCUCUCUCAUUGCUCGUACAUGCCAUUUUCAUGCUGUUGAGUAGUAAAGUUCAUUGAAGAAGGCCUGCAGCCAUGUUUCUCAGCUUAUAAAGAAGACCCUGUGUCCCGUGUCCCUUUGUCUGUGUUGUGCUUCAUAGUUAUUGGUGGAAAACGUAAUAUAUAUCCUUCUCAAGCUUCUUCUUCAAGCAUAAGGGGGGAGAGAGGGCUUUAUGGAAGGAUAUUAUUGAAUCCUAAAGUGGUACUUCUCAAGUCAGAAAGGUGGCGCCAAGGAUGGUUCAAGAUUUUGGAUAGGAAUUUCAAAGGAAGGCAUGGCUCUCUCUUCCUGUCCAUAUUAUGGACUACCUGGCUGGCUGGAGAGAAAUAAAGUGAUCUUUAACAAAGCUAUGGUUUCAGCUGAGAAACUGUUUGAAAUUGCUCUCUUUAGGCUCUCGAUUUUCUCUGAGCUCAAGUAUCUCGAUUUGCUUGCAAAGGCAACCAAUUAUUUUUCUUUGCUAAUCUUUAAAACAUUGGGGUCCAUUAAUAAUUGCAGAGAGGUUGCUGAAUGGGCUCCUCUAGAGGGAGCUUUGAAAUGGACUGUUGAUGGAACAGCUUUCACCAAACCAGGUUUGUCCGGAAUAGGUGGUGUGCUAAGAAAUUGUAAUGGAAUGGCUUUAUGUAUGGUUGUGUGUCCUACUGGUGUUAAAGAUUCAAAUGAAGAUGAAAUUUUUGCAAUUCUUAAAGCUUGGAGCUUUCAUAAUCAUCAUACAAGGAGGAUUCUGAUAGUUAUUGAAUCUGAUUCUAUAAGUUGGGUAUGAGGUGCUAAGUAUAUGUCCAAACCUUUGCAUUUGUGGACUUCCUAUACAAGAUUGGUAGGUAUGCUUCAGCCUUACAUUCGGUGAGAUUUCAACAUGUAUGUUGCUAGAUCAAUUUUUCAGCUGAUCAUCUAGCUGAGAUGGCAGGAAAAAUAAAGGACAAGUUUAUAGCAUGGUUAAUAGAUUAAAUGCAUGUGGGAGAAUCAAGGCCUCUGCUGGGAUUGUUUUGGUUGUCGGUAUGUGGAAGGAAUUUGGCUUUGUUGGGAAUGCUGUUUAUUGAGCUUAAAUUUGUUGGUUCUAUGUUUAUCCCUUUAGGCCAAGUGUUUUUAACCUUCAGUUGGCUAUAGGUAGGGGUUGCUUUGGGGACCUGUUGCUUGAAGCCUUCCUUCCACAAAGGUACUGAUUUUUGGAAUUUAAUAGUUGAUUGCUUAUGCAUCAGAGUGAGCAGUGGUAGAUUGGGAGUGUUGCCAUAAUGCUGCUGGGAUCUUCUGGUAUAUAUUUGUUCUAGUUUAAGUUUUUAUCCAUUUUUCCAGCUUUUUGGUACUUCAUUUUCUGCUAUUUCAGAUGGUACUUGGUUCUUGGUUUUGCAGGAUUUUGUUGCGCAAAAUACAGAUACGCACACACACACUGAUACCAUUGAUGCCUUUUCUGAACCCAACAACAGAGGUAUAAUCGAUACUGGAAAGAUAAACACAAGCAGCAAACACACAAAGGCAGAAAGAAAAGAACACGAGAGAUUUUACCGUGGUUCACCCCAAAAAGGGCUACGUCCACGUUGAGCUCCGGUGAGAAGAACUUACUACAUUAUAUGAGAAAUAGAGAUUAUACCCCCACAUAUGAAGUUCACGAAACAUUCUGUACAUCAUUGAUUUGAUAAAGAAAAUCGCCCAAAAUCACUAAUACAGAUUAGGGCACAACUGUCAAAUCAGAAAUAAAAUCAUACAUACAAAAAACCUUGUAUAGAGCUUUACAUAACAAAACGAGGAAAGCCACAAGACUUCCUCAAACAAAAACAACACCCGAAGAGUUUACCUUCUUUCCCUCCUUUCUCUCUUUGAUCCUCGACCUUACCUUCUUCUUUCUGCCAAUGGCGAAAUCAAGGCAUAUCGAAUGCCGUUUCAAAUCGAGAGAGAGAGAGAGAUAAAUAGCUAUCUUAGACGGAUGAGAUGAGGCAGCAUAAAGCAAGAUGGAGGGCUGGGAUCAAAUCGUGCAACACGAUAUUUCUCAACACGGGAGGCUCAAAUAGGCGCCAUCUGGAAUGCACGGAUGGUUGCCAUGUGGCCAUCCAUCGGGUGCCAAAAGGCAGCCCGAGGUUGCCACGAUGACCCUCUAACUCUUGCAUUAAAACGGUGCCGCUUUGAUGCUUCACACAUAAACAACAAUCUCCACCUUGAAGCAUCAAACAGGUGGGUAACCUCACACUUAUAUUAUGUGCAACAUGCUCAUAUUCUCACCUUCAUUGCUCGUGUAGGUUGAUUAACCUACUCCGACAUGCAGCAAGCCCAAGCAAUGCUUGAACUUAACUGCAGUCACUACCUUUGUUCCAACAUCGACUGGGUUAUCCUCAGUAGGCAUUUUAAGAAUUACAACAAUUCCAUCACUUACCUGAUUUCUUACAAAAUGAUACUUUACAUCAACAUGUUUAGUUCUUUCAUGGUAAACAAGAUUUUUACAUAAAUGAAUAGCACUCUGGCUAUCAGAAAAUACCUUGACCUUACCUUGUAGAAGCUUGAUUUCUUGCAAGAGACCUUGAAGCCAAAUAGCUUCUUUAAAAGCAUCAGUAACAGCCACAUACUUUGAUUCAGUGGUAGACAGAGCAACCAAAGGCUGUAGCUUUGACUUCCAGCUAAAGCAGUUACCAUCCAAUGUGAAGAAAUAUGCUGUGGUGGACUUAUGAGAGUCUCUAUCCCUUGCAAAAUCUGAGUCUACAUAUCUCACUAGGUCAAGAGUAUCACUCCUUUUUUCAAAAUUUAAGCCAACAUGUAAUGAACCAUUAAUAUAUUUUAGCACAUAUUUUAAGGCUUCCUAGUGAAUUCUUCUAGGAUUGGACAUAAACCUACUAAGUAGGGAUAUUGAAUAUGCUAGGUCUGGCGUAGUGCUUAUCAUCGAAUACAUUAGGGUCUCAAUUACAUUGGCAUAUGGUAUGUUUUCCAUUUUAAGAGAUUCAGAUUCAGAUGGUGGACACUGUGUUUUAGACAAUAUAAAAUGUCCAACUAAAGGAACAUUAACAGUUUUACACUCAGCCAUACCAAAUUUUUGAACAGUUUUAAGUAGGUAAUCAUGCUGGUGUAUUUUCAAUUUGCUUUUACUCCUAUUUCUUUCUACUAUCAUCCCUAAGAUCUUCUUAGGUGGUCCUAAGUCUUUCAUGUCGAAGUUAGUAUUCAACAGAGACUUCAAUUUACAUAUUUUUGACUUGGAGUUGCUAAUGAUCAAGAUAUCGUCAACAUAUAAUAAGAGAUAAAUAGGGACAUCAGACAGUAUAAAGUAAAAACAACUAUCAUAUUUACUUUGGUUAAAACCAAUCUCAGCAGCAAAGUUAUCAAACUUUUUACACCAUUGCCUUGGAGAUUGUUUUAAUCCAUACAAUGAUUUUUUAAGUAAGCAAACAUGAUCAGGAUGAUUAUUGUCAAUGUAUCUAGUAGGUUGUUCCAUAUAAAUUAUCUCAUCAAUGUCUCUAUAUAAAAAUGCAGUUUUGACAUCCAUUUGUUCAAGUUCUAAGUCAAAUUGCACUACAACAGCAAGCAUCAUACGUAUGGUUUUAAAUUUAACUAUUGGAGAAAAGAUUUCAGUGUAGUCUAUUCCUUCUCUUUGAGAAAAACCUUUAGCUACAAGUCUUGCUUUAAAUCUUAGUGGAUCAGAUGGAGACAUUCUUUCUUUAAGUUUGAACAACCAUUUACAUUUAAUUAGUUUUUACUGAUAAGGUUUUGGAACUAAUUUCCAAGUUUCAUUUACCUUCAAAGAGGUCAUUUCAUCAUCCAUUGCCUAUUUCCACGUAGUGCUGUCAUGGGAGCCGGCAACCUCCUCAUGGCAGGUAGGCUCACUGCUCCUCAUCUCCAUUCUAGCAAUUAAGGCACAAAAUACCAGGUUUGAGUAUGCGUAUCUAACAGGAGGCCUGAUAGACCUCCUCACUCGGUCUCUGGUGAGUUGAUAGUUACUGAGGUUUUGUUGAGGAGAGUCAUACUCCUCAACCUCAGGGUCAUCAGGUUGAGCCUCAUGAUCACUAUCCUGGUCAGAGGUCUCUUCUUAGGUUAAGGGCUCAUCAAGAGUGAGAGGGUUAUGGGAGGUUGGAGUAGCAGGAAAAUCCUGUUGCUCCACCUCAACUUGAGUACUGCCACCUAAUAUAAGGUCACUAGGGUUGCUAGGUAUUGAGUUAUUUUCAUUAUUGUCGGAUUUGCAUGGGAAAAUUGAUUCAUUAAAUUUUACAUCUCGGCUAAUAAUGAUUUUAACUCCACCUGAAAUUCUGUCCCAUAGCCUAUAACCCUUGGUUCCCUCUUGAUAUCCAACAAAAACACAUUUAAUAGCCCUGUGAUCUAAUUUUCCUACUGAUUGAUGGGCAUAUGCCUCACAACCAAACACUCUUAGAUAGUCUAAGUUCAAUUGUCUCCCAGUCCAUUGCUCCUCAGGACACUUAAAAUUGAUAAUAGUCGAAGGGCUCUUAUUCACUAGGUGAACGGCUAUAGGGCUUCUCCCCAAAAAGUUUUAGGCAUUCCAGCAGUAAACAAAAGGCAUCUAACCUUCUCUAAGAGGAUUCUAUUCAUCCUCUCAGCAACCCCAUUUUGCUGAGGGAUGUUCCUUAUUGUUCUAUGCCUAAGAAUACCAUGGGUUUUACAUAAACAACAACAUAUCCAGCCUUUAUCCCACUAUGUGGGGUCGGCUACAUGAAUUCUAGACUUCCAUAUAUUUCUGUCUUUUGUCAUAUCCUCAUUUAAAUCCAUAUAUUUCAUAUCAAAUUUUAAUGUCUCUCCCAAAGUCUUCUUGGGUCUACCUCUACCUCUUUUUGUGACUAAUUGUUCCAUUUCAUCAACUCUCCUCAUAGGAGCGUCUCUUAGUCUCCUUCUCACAUGACCAAAUCAUCUUAGUCUAGUCUCUCUCAUCUUCUCCUCGAUUGGCACUACUCCUACCUUAUUACGAAUAACUUCAUUUCUAAUUUUAUCCUUUCUUGUAUGUCCGCACAUCCAUCUUAACAUCCUCAUCUCCGCUACACUCGUCUUUUGUUUAUGCUAGUAUUUGACUGCCCAACAUUCUGAGCCAUACAGCAAGACUGGUCUUAUAACUGUCUUAUAAAAUUUUCCUUUCAAUUUUAAUGGGAUUUUACCAUCACAUAACACCCCCGAUGCAUUUCUCCAUUUUAGCCAACCUGCCUUAAUUCUAUGUGCGACAUCUUCAUGGAUUUCUCCAUCUUUUUGAAUCACUGAUCCCAAAUAUCGAAAAUGGUCUUUUCUUUGUAAGAUUUGGUCUUCUAAUUUUAUUAUAACAUCAUCCACUCUUGCAUUUUUACUAAAUUUGCAUUCUAUAUAUUCUGUUUUCUUUCUACUUAAUUUAAAUCCCUUAGAUUCUAAAUUGUUUCUCCACAACUCAAGCUUAGUGUUCACUCCUUCUUUUGUUUCAUCCACCAACACUAUGUCGUCUGCAAAUAGCAUACACCAUGGCACAUCUGUCUGAAUAUCUUUAGUGAGUUCAUCCAUUACUAGGGCAAAUAAGUAUGGACUUAGUGCAGAACCUUGAUGCAGUCCUAUUGUAGUUAUAAAUGGUUCAGUAUCCCCUCCGCAUGUUCUGACCCUUGUCUCUACACCAUGAUACAUGUCCUUAAGGGCUUGUAUAUAGGCUAUUUUGACUCCUUUCUUCUCUAAAACCCUCCAUAAUACUUCUCUAGGGACCCUAUCAUAGGCCUUUUCUAAAUCUAUAAACACCAUAUGUAGGUCCUUCUGAUGAUCUCGAUACCUUUCCAUUAGACGCCUCAGUAAAUAUAUAGCUUCCAUUGUUGACCUAUCAGGCAUGAAAUCAAACUGAUUUUCUGACACCUUUGUUUCCUUUCUGAGCCUCUGCUCUAUUACUCUCUCCCAGAGUUUCAUGGUAUGACUCAUUAACUUAAUUCUUCUAUAAUUUUCACAGUUUUGAACAUCUCAUUUGUUCUUAUAUAUAGGAACCAAAAUACUCUUCCUCCACUCAUCUGGCAUCUUUUUUGAUUUAAGGAUGGCGUUAAAUAGUUGUGUUAGCCAGGAGAUGCCCUCUUCUCCCAUGCAUUUCCAUGCUUCUAUUGGUAUAUUAUUUGAUCUCACUGCCUUAUGAUUUUUCAUCUUUUUUAAUGCUUGCCUUAUUUCAUUUGAACUUAUGCGUCGAUAGAAUGUGUAGCUCACAUUCCCUUCGGAGUUACUAAGAUGUCCCAACCUAACUCUUGUGUCACCACCAUCAUUGAAUAAUUUUGUGAAAUACUCUUUCCAUCUCUCCUUAAUCGCUCCCUCAUUUACUAAAACAUUUUGAUUGUCAUCUUUUAUGCAUUUCACUUGAUUUAAAUCCCGUGUUUUUCUUUCUCUUGCUUUAGCUAAUUUAUAUAUAUCUCUUUCUCCAUCUUUUGUAUCAAGUCGUUUAUAUAGAUUCUCAUAUGCUUUUGACCUUGCUUCACUAACAGCUUUUUUUGCUGCCUUUUUUGCUUUUUUAUAAUUUUUUUUAUUUUCUUCAUUGUUGCAUUGAUAUACCGCCUUAUAGCAAGUUUUCUUAUUUUUAAUUUUCAAUUGUACCUCUUCAUUCCACCACCAAGACUCCUUAAGGUUAGGGGCUCUACCAUUUGUCUCUCAAAGGGCUACCUUUGCCGUGCUUCUCAAAGCAUUAGCCAUUUCUUUCCACAUUUGGUUUGUCUGUCUUUCUCCAUUCCAUUCCCUUCUACCCCUUAAUUUUUCUUUGAAAAUUAGUUGUUUCUCCCCUUUUAAAUUCCACCACCUGAUUCUUAGAUUUUGUUUUAUGUGAUUUUUUCUCUUCCAAUUUCUUACUUGGACGUCAAGUACUAGAAGUCUAUGUUGAGUAGUCAAACACUCUCCUGGUAUCACCUUACAAUUCCUACAACAUAACCGAUCCUCUUAUCUCAUGAGGAAGUAAUCUAUUUGGGUGCUUGAGGUGAUAUUUUUAUAUGUGAUUAAGUGUUCGUCCCGUUUUUUGAACCUAGUAUUGGUUAUAAUGAGCUCAUAUGCCAUAGCAAAAUCUAAGAUAGAUUUACCCUCAUUAUUAAUUUUCCCGAAUCCAUACCCUCCGUGUACCUCUCUAUAUCCGUUUCCGUCUCUACCCACGUGCCCAUUUAAGUCACCUCCUAUAAUCACUUUCUCUCCUCUUGGUAUCAUUUGUAUGAGUCCUUCUAGGUCAUCCCAGAAUUUUGCUUUUAUCUCAUCACCUAACCCCGCUUGUGGUGCAUAUGUACUAAAGAUAUUCAUAGUCAUUCUUCCUAGACUAAUCUUCACCAUAAUAAUCCUAUCCCCUAUUCUCUUUACAUCCACUACCUCAUCUAUUAAGCUUUUAUCCAUAAUAAUCCCCACUCCAUUUUUCGCUCGAUCAGUUCCUGUGUACCAUAUUUUAUAUCCAGCUUCUGAUAAAGUUUUUGUUUUUUUUCCUACCCAUCUCGUCUCUUGAAGGCACAUAAUAUUAAUUUUUCUCCUAAUCAUCACAUCCACCACUUCCAUAGCUUUUCCUGUUAAUGUUCCUAUGUUCCAUGACCCAAUCCUUAAUCUAUGAUUUUGUUUUUGGCCUUGACUUUGGAUUUGAGCUUUGAUCUAAAUUUUUCCAUGAUCUAAAUUUUUCUAGAGUUUGAUUCUUAGAUUUCAUUAAAAAUAUCCAUACCUUUCUAGAAAAAUCAUCAAUUAUGGACAAGAAAUACCUGUUACUGCUGUGUGAGGGAACUUGGGAGGGAUCCCAAAGGUCUGCAUGCAAAUACUCUAGGCAUGCCUUCGCCAGAUGAGUUCCCUUUGGGAAACUCAGCUUGUGUUGCUUGCCUAGUGUACAUGGCUCACAGAAGCCUAAGGCAUCUGCAGACACUGAACCAAGGUACUCUUGGUUGGACAGUGCUUGUAGCCUUUUCUGGCUCAUAUGGCCAAGUUUCAAGUGCCACAGAUCUAUUCUAUCAGAUUUAACUAUGCAUGCAGAUAGAAUAUGACAAUAACCAUUCAACACAUAUAAACCAUGUUUCUUUGUACCAGAGAGAAUAAGGUCAUCGUUCUUAAACACAUGCAGAAAACCAUUUUCAGCUUUAUAUGAAAACCCUAAUUCAUUUAAGGUUGUCAAGAGAAAUCAAAUUUCGUUUUAAUCCAGCUACAUAUCUCACAUUAGUUAACAUUCUAAUCUUGUUAUCAUGUAAUUUCAGAGAUAUGUCACUUAUGCCUUUGAUUUUACAUGAAUCAUUUUCCAUAAAAACAAUACCAGUUUCUUUUGUGCUAAAGUUUUGAAACCAAUCUAUAUUUGGACACAUGUGAAAGGAGCAUCCUGAAUCCAUAAUCCAUUCAUUUACAGUUGAUGUACAAGAGACAUUUAAAACUUCAGCGAAAGAGUUUGAAUUACUGGCAGCUAGUGUCACAUUCCUACCAUGUUUCUGUUUUUUUAAUAAAAUCAUAACAGUAUUUCUUAAUGUGGCUCUCUUUCCCACAGUGGUAGCGUUUCCAUUUCGAUUGUUUUUGUUUUCCCUUUUGUCCUGUACCCCCAUUCUGAUUGUUAUUAAAACUAUUUUGACCCUUUUCAAAUUUACCCUUAACAAAUAAAUUGUUAUCAAGUUUCUUAGAAGUGUGCAAUUCUAACUCCCUUGCCUUGAUUCCAGAGAUUACUAGUUCUAAAGUGGGCACAAUACCGGUAUACUAUAAAGCAUGUUUAAUUAUAUUGUAAUCAUCAAGUAAUAAGUUACCUCACUGGUGUCUCCUAAGGCUUGGUCAGUUCCUCUUAACAUCAAUGUAAGUUUAGUAAAUUCAUCUAUAUUAUCAUCCAUAGAUUUUGAUGUAUUCAUUUUAAAAUUGAAUAGCAUACCUUUCAAAUAAACUAAGUUAGGAGCAGAAAUAACAGCAUACAAAGAUUCAAGUCUAUUUUAUAAAUCAAGGGGAUUACUCAUACCGUCUACCUUCCUGAUAACAGUAUCUCCCAAAUGGAGAAAUAUCAAGUUGAAUGCUUCCUCCCUUAUCUCAUUGGUCCUAGUUGAUUGCUCAGUGGACUAUUUUAUGUCAUUCGGUUCAAGUACAAUAAGCACUUUGUGAUGAGAGAGUAAUACUCUUAUCUUUUUUUUCUAACUUCCGAAAUCCACCUUUCCAUCAAAUGUAUCGAUUUCAAAUCGAGUUGUUGUCAUCUUCGCCUUACACGAAGGUAUCCUAAUGAAACCCUAGACACUGACAGAGACACACAGAAAACACUCAUUGACCGUGACUCUUCAGAAAACCUUAGAGAUUCAAAACAGGACUAAUCGAGCGAAGAACAACCCUAGACCGACUCUGAGUGAAAUAAAACAAAGACUCUCACAGUGCAUAUCAAAGAAAUGGCUCUGAUACCACUUGUUGCACAAAAUACAGAAAUGCACACACAUUGAUACCACUAAUGCCUUUUUCGAACCCAACAACAGAGGUAUAAUUGGUACUAGAAAGACAAACACAAGCAGCAAACACACAAAGACAUAAAGACAAGAACACGAGAGAUUUUAUCGUGAUUCACCCCAAAAAGGGCUACGUCCACGUUGAGCUCCGGUGAGAAGAGCUCACUGCACUAUAUGAGAAAUAGAGAUUACACCCACAGAGGAAGCUCACGAAACACUCUGUACACUACUGAUUUGAUAAAGAAAAUCGCCCAAAAUCACUAAUACAGAUUAGGGCACAACUGUCAAAUCAGAAAGAAAAUCAUACAUACAAAAAACCUUGUACAGAGCUUUACAUAACAAAACGAGGAAAGCCACAAGACUUCCUCAAACAGAAGCAACACCCGAAUAGCUUACCUUCUUUCCCUCCCUUCUCUCUUUGAUCCUCGACCUUACCUUCUUCUUUUUGUCAAUGGCGAAAUUGGGGUAUAUCGAAUGCCGCUUCAAAUCCCAAGAGAGAGAGAGAUAAAUAACUAUCUUGGACGGAUGAGAUGAGGUAGCAUAAAGUAAGAUGGAGGGCUGGGAUCAAAUCGUGCAACACGAUAUUUCUUAGCACGAGAGGCUCAAAUAGGCACCAUCUGGAAUGCACGGAUGGUUGCCAUGUGGCCAUCCAUCGGGCGCCAAAAGGCAGCCCGAGGUUGCCACCAUGACCCUCCCAACUCCUGCAUUAAAACGGUGCCGCUUUGAUGCUUCACACAUCAACAACAGAUUUAAUGGGUUUCGAUUCUGCUAGUAGGUCUUCACUUUGCUUCAACUUGAUGGAGUUAUGCUGCUGUUAAGAGCAAUCCACUGCUCCUGCUCUAUGAUGUUAAGACAAUGGCCCAAACGGUGAAGGGAGAUAACUAUAUUGAGUUUUUGGGUCCCUGCAGUGGCAGCGACUGCGUGGAAACAUGUGGUUCGUUGCAUCAUGGUGUACAAGAAAAACUGAUGGGUUCAGUUUCUGUGGUGAAGGGAGAAUAGCCAAAACCACACUGCUAGUUCAAAUGAGAAUGGCCAUGUACCUUAAAUUGAUUUAGCCAGAUUUAGUGUCUGCUUACUCUUACACUGAUCUGAUUUUUUGUGCUUUGGCUUUGGGGUUUCGAGUUUAGGUGGGAUUGUUGCUUCUGUUGUGUUUUUGAUCCUGGGGUGAAGAUGCUGUGGUAUUAUUUCUGGUAUAAUAUGCUAAGUUUUGUUGUUGGAGAGAUGAAUCAGAGAAGCGAUACAUGGAGUGUGUGGGUUGGUCAUUGGUGAGAUGGAUCCUUUCAAGCUAUUGUUGCAGAUUAAUUUUAGGGGAUCUACGCUGUUUUCUGAUUCGGGGUUCAAAUAUGAUGGGGUAUUCUAAUGGUAAGGCUGCAGACUUUGAUUUCAGUUUGUUCAAGCCUUUCUAUCUGUGUAUGUAAUUAGCAUGCCGGUGUUCUGUUUUGGGGUCUUUGGAUUUAGAAGGUAAAAGAAAGGCCUCUUUAUUAGAUAUGCCACAUUUGAUUAAAGAAGGGAGUUUUCUGAUUGUUCUUCAAUAAAAGUAACGUGGUGUUGGAAUCUAUUGCUCAAUGAAGCCUUGCGUUAAAAGGCAUUUGGUUUUGGAGCUUUUGGCUUUUGGUUGGGUUUAGGGUUUAUUUUGGCAUCUGCCUAAGGGUCUAUGCAAUCAGUGUAAACUUCGUUAUACAUUGAUAUUGAUGAUGAAUUGAUGAUGGUGCAUUAGUAUUCU